CGGUGCCGCCUGCCCGGCCGUGGGUGCGGAAUGGAGCGGGCGGGCGGCGGCGGCGCCCCCGCGGACCCCCGGGGCACCUUCGUGCUGAGUAACCUGGCGGAGGUGGUGGAGCGUGUCCUCGCCUUCCUGCCCGCCAAGGCCUUGCUGCGGGUGGCCGGCGUGUGCCGCCUGUGGAGGGAGUGUGUGCGCCGGGUGCUGCGGACCCACCGGAGCGUGACCUGGAUCUCCGCGGGCUCGGCCGAGGCCGGACGCCGGGAGCAGCACUGCCUGCUCCGCGCGCUCGCAGAAGAGCUGGAGAAUGUUCGCAUCUUACCACGAACAGUUCUCUAUAUGGCAGAUUCAGAGACCUUCAUUAGUCUGGAAGAAUGUCGUGGUCACAAGAGAGCAAGGAAGAGAACUACUAUGGAAACAGCAUUUGCCCUUGAGAAACUAUUUCCGAAGCAAUGCCAGGUGCUUGGAAUCGUGACCCCAGGAAUCGUAGUGACUCCAAUGGGAUCAGGUAGCAAUCGACCUCAGGAAAUAGAAAUUGGAGAAUCUGGCUUUGCUCUGUUGUUCCCUCAAACUGAAGGAGUGAAAAUACGACCCUUCCACUUUAUUAAGGAUCCAAAGAAGCUAACGUUAGAUAGGCGUCAACUUACGGAAGUAGGCCUUCUGGACAACCCCGAGCUGCGCGUGGUCCUGGUCUUCGGCUACAACUGCUGCCGGGUGGGAGCCAGCAAUUACCUGCAGCGCGUCAUCAGCACCUUCAGCGACAUGAACGUCAUCUUGGCCGGAGGCCAGGUGGACAACCUGGUGUCCCUGACCUCUGAACAGAAUCCGCUGGAUAUCGAUGCCACUGGCGUAGUGGGACUGUCAUUUAGUGGCCACCGAAUCCAGAGUGCCACCGUGCUUCUCAACGAGGACGUCAAUGACCAGAAGACGGUGGAGGCUGCCAUGCAGCGCCUCAAAGCUGCCAACAUCCCGGAGCAGAAUACCAUCGGCUUCAUGAUUGCAUGUGUGGGCAGGGGCUACCAGUAUUACCGGGACAAGGAUAACGUGGAGGCCGACGCCUUCAGGAAGUUCUUCCCCAGCGUACCUCUGUUCGGCUUCUUUGGAAACGGAGAAAUUGGCUGCGAUCGCAUAGUCACCGGGAACUUUACCUUGAAGAAGUGCAGUGAGGUGAAGGAUGACGACCUGUUUCAUAGCUAUACCACAAUAAUGGCUCUCAUUCAUCUGGGGGUGUCUAAAUGAAGCCCCCCUCUCCCUCCGUCAGGUGGCUUCUAGGAUGCACCCAUCCAGGCUCUGACUUUUUCCAGAAAGUGGAAACUGAGGAUCUGUGUAUUUCAAACAAACAGAAAAAUAGCUUUAUACGUAUUUGUUUCAUAGCUCUGACCUUCUAAAGAUUUGUGUUGGGGUUACUUUCUAAUGUGUUAGAUGAAGGAUGACUAGACAUAAUGCAGACCUAGAGGAGCACGUGGGUUCCAGUGGCCCGUAUGCCGGGUUAUGUGGCUGCUGUCGCACCAGGUUGGAGCCCGGGGUGACCUGCGAUUUCCUCUGCCCAUCAGGAGAUGUAUAAACGAUCAUGGCUUCUCUCCCUUUCUGGCAGAGACAGAUGACUGAGAUAUCUUCCUCCGCUUUGCAACUUUGCCAAUUUCUUUUUUUUUUUUCAAAAGCUUAAUUAUUACCGACUUUUUACUCAUUUGGUAAAACAUGAAAGAACUAUUUUUGUUUCAGUACUCUAAAGUUGUGUAGUCAAGUGAAUUGCCAAGACUGAUCAGUAUUUUAUUGCUUUAUAAGGAAAAGGCUUUUUCCUUAAACUGUAAAUUCUUCUUCCCGUGUAGUUCAAUUACGUGAGCUGACAGACCAGUCACAUCACCACAGUCUGGCUUGACACCAAUAAAACACACCUUGGAAACUCA
Sorex fumeus (smoky shrew) is the source of this 1898-nucleotide messenger RNA. RefSeq names its product F-box protein 22 (gene FBXO22). The transcript is spliced from 7 exons. The record is from RefSeq and is a predicted model, not a curated record. Gene Ontology annotation, molecular function: protein binding. Bases 31 to 1230 code for a protein of 399 amino acids. Gene Ontology annotation, biological process: positive regulation of proteasomal ubiquitin-dependent protein catabolic process; protein polyubiquitination; regulation of skeletal muscle fiber development. NCBI's taxonomy places the organism in Eukaryota, Metazoa, Chordata, Mammalia, Eulipotyphla, Soricidae.